This is a messenger RNA of Ostreobium quekettii, 1074 nucleotides long. The record is from the annotation of a GenBank genome assembly. Lineage: Eukaryota; Viridiplantae; Chlorophyta; Ulvophyceae; Bryopsidales; Ostreobiaceae.
AUGGAAGGUCCCUGCCUGGGCGACCGGAUUGCCUUGGAGACGUGGGCCAGCAAGAUCGCCGUGCGGCUCAGCCUCUCCUCAGGCGAGGUGUCGUGCCCGGAAGCGCCGCUCCCACUCCACGUCCUGGCUCCUAGGUUUGGGUAUCUGCACCUGUUCGCCCGGCAGGCCUUCGACUUUUUUGAGAGGUUUAUGAUAAGCCAGCAGCGGUACACGCCCUACUUUGCCUACAAAGGUCUGCCACUGCCCUGGCACAUUCCAGCAGGUGUCCUGUAUGACCUCCUUGCAGAUGGGGAACAACCCUGGGAUAUCAUGGUACACUUCCCAACCUCACUUCCCACAACGCUGCUGCCAUGGAAUGAUGAGGAGGACUUCAAGCUGAGUCCAUUGAGGGAUGUAUUUUUUGGCAGUCUCAAGGAGGCCGCAUUCAUUUGCCAGGGAACAUCCAAUGCUGUGAAUAUGAUGGACAUCUCCAACAGAGACAGCCUCUGGCAGAGUGUGAAGUCCACAGACUGGGAGGGGUACAAGAGCUCUACGAGCUCCAUUAGCCUCGAUCCUGUGCCAUCGCAGAAAAACUGCAGCCCCCCAAAGAUUCCCACCCGGGUGUAUCUCAGAACAGGGGCUGCACGGCUGGAAUGGCGCGAGAUGGUGAAGAGUACGUCAAGACCUGUUCCUGGAAAGCACGAAUCAGAGCCGCCCACCUUCCCAACCCUGCUGGAGACACUGAAGGACGUGCUGCCUUCGAUCCCGUGGUACCUGGUUAGCAACUGCAGCAUCCCUGCAGGCAGCGUACCACCAGGUGAACCGGCUAGGACGGCGGCAGAUUCCACUGGGGCAAGUGCAUCGGAGGCGGGGAGCCGUGAAGGGGAACCUGAGGCCGCCGGUGUCAGCGGUGAGCUGCAGGGAGGGGGGGGCAAUGUCCAGGCCAUGGAGGCCAUGGCUGCGCGGAGGGCUGUGGGUAGGGUGGACGUGCUUGUGGGCGGGAUCCGGCCGCCGUUGGAGACACCUAUCGCCUGGCUACAUGCCAAGAUGCGUGCUCCAGACAGUUUCUUGUACAUCGUCGUGAGGAGGGAGUAG